AUGUCUUCACCGUUUGACUUUAAAGACAACAGCGAUUGGAUGGUCAUUUACGAUGAACCGAAUGACCAUGACCAGAAUGAUAAGAAAGAAGAAAAGCCUUCCGGGAGGAGGCAAAGUCUUGCGCGGACUCUGUCUAUACCAAAUACCAUGUGUAUCAUGUCUGACAACAAGACUGAGAUAUCAACGGUAACCGAGCUGCUAUCCCCGAAAUUGAGAUUGCCCCAACUGGGCACUGACUCGGCGGAAAGAGUCUUUCCUGUUCGCUCGGUUGUCUCGUUUGAUUCCACGCCUUCAUCUGCCCUGCAGACACCUUCCCUCGAUAAGCUUGAAACACCGAUAUCUCCUUUUUCGGAUACAUGGAGUGCAGGCUUCGCCGAUGAACAAGCGGGCUAUGAGCAAAAGAACCAGAAUAUACCCGGGAAGAGCAUGGAUGCUGAAGAUGGUGUCUCAAAGAGACCGGGCCACCCCACCCGACCGCAUCAGAGUGGUGGCGGGAGCGAGAUUUCAACAGGACAAUCUUACGCAAGCCAUGAUCUCGACAUUUUUGCACAAUUGAGAAAUACUGUGCAAAAUGGUGCCGAGAUCCUUGACUUCCACAAAACAACAAAGGGGAUAUACUACUCGCACGAAGAUGAAGAGAACAUUUUCAUUCAGUCAUUCGGUGCACUCGUUGUGAUGACAGAAUCCAACGGUAACUUUGUAGUGCAAAUAGCGAGCGACAACUCGAUGGAAAUCACUGGACACUCUCCUGGUAAACUCUUCGAGCUUCGAACAUUUUGUGAUAUAUUGCCACCCUCCCAAAAACACAACUUUCUUACUCAUGCUCAAGUUGUCCUGAGCGAUGACUACUCUGUCGAGGAUUCUGGCCCUGAGGUUUUCUUCCUUUCUAUCUUAUCAUCGGACGGAUACACCCAGAGUACUUGGUGUACCAUGCAUACGAGCACAGUAUAUAAGAACUAUGUGAUAUGCGAGCUCCAGCCUGAGGGUCGAGAGACAAAGGACCACUCCGAUUUUGAGAAUCGCGAAAGUCAAGCGACAGCAUCGGAUAGUCGGAGCUUGGACAUGACUUCUGGGGCAAUUUUCGAGGAUGUUGACACGAGCAACAGAAAUGUUCCGGACUCAUCGGAACUUCUCAAUACCAUCCCUCGGAUUCUCCAACGACUUGCAAAUGCUCAAACACUGGAAGCGCUCGUCCAGCAUACCAUCAGCACUUUGCAAAGUCUUGUUCAAUUUGACAAAAUGACCAUGUAUCAUUUUGAUAGCGAUCGCAACGGAAUCGUGGUCGGCGAUGCGUUUGAUCCUUCGUCGGUGUUAACUUCCUACGAAGGCAUGCAUUUCCCGGAAUCAACCUUCCCCGAAGAAUUGAAGAGACUAUAUACACGGAAUAUUGUAUGCUCCUCUUGUUCCGGAAGCGAGGGCACUUCAAAGCUUGUGUAUCGAGCGUCCACCAACAAAAGGCCCCUCGACAUGUCAAAAACAUAUCUCUCUGCAGCAUCAGCACUCCCAACGCCGAACACCGACAAUCCUGUGAAAGCAUGUUUGUCAAUUCAAAUAAAUGUGUUUGGCAAGCUUUGGGGUCUCAUAUCAUGUCAGUCCUACGACAGUAGCCAAAGGCUCCAUCCGCUCACCCAGAAGGCUUGUUGGUUUGUAGCCGAGGCGGUUUCAAGUAACAUUGAGCGUCUGUCCUACACCUUGCCCUUACAAUCUCGAGAGCCAGGCAUCUCCCUAGAUAAAUCAAGCACAACCCAAGCUAUCAAGACUCCACCCAGUGAUCUUCUCAGUCUGUUCGGAGCAGAUUCCGCCGCAGCGUCAAUCAUGGGCGAGGCCAAGAUCUUGGGGAAACCGGUCGACUCACAGGAAGUGCUGGUAUUGUUUGAAUACAUGAAAGCCAAAGAGAAUGACACUGUAUUUUGGUCGGUAGAUAUCGCUGCCGAUUUUCAGGAUCUCAUUUACUCACCUGGCUUUCAUCAUCUUUCCGGAUUUCUCUACGUUCCUCUCUCAUUGGACGGUCGUGAUUUUAUUAUCUUCUUCCGGGCUGAUUUGGAAAGUCAAAACCUCGCGUCUGAUUCAGAGAGGUUAAGUCGACAGCAUGGGUGGUCCUCGACAGAUUUUGGGAAGGCAUCUGUUCUAUCUUUGUUAUAUCGCACUUUCGCCGAUAUAUGGCAAGAGAAGGAGGCUACAUUGCAGAAUAACCAGCUGAUGAGGCUUUUACUCGCCAAUUCUGCGCAUGAGUUCAGAACACCUCUCAAUGCCAUCAUCAACUAUCUGGAGAUUGUUCUCGAUGGAUCUCUGGAUCAAGAAGCGCGAGAUCACAUUUUCAGAUCACACUCGGCUUCCAAGUCGCUGGUAUACAUCAUCAAUGACCUUCUAGACCUCACAACGGCCGAAAACGGCCAACAGCUGAUAAAGGAUGAGGUAUUCGAUCUCCCAGAGACCCUCACGGAAGCAACAGACAUAUUUUGGGAAGAAGCAAGACAGAAGCAUGUCGAUCUGCAGGUAAUUCAACAUGCAGCCCUACCUCCCGUCCUUGGAGACCAACGGCGGGUACGCCAGGUGAUCACAAACUUGAUAAGCAAUGCUAUACAGCAUACAUCCAUUGGGGCAGUAACAAUCGAGUCUUGUGUCAUACCGGAGCUGUUGGAGCCAGAUCAUAUCUGCGUCGAAGUGGCAAUACACGAUACCGGAUCUGGCAUGUCCCAAGCAACGGUCGAAAAAUUGUUCUGUGAGCUGGAACAAGUCUCCAACAAGGGAUAUCUGCAGAAUCCUAAGUCAUACGAGGGUACUUCAAGUGGAAAUGUGUUCGAAACCGAAAGUGUGCUAGGUCUUGGCCUCGCCCUGGUCGCCCGAAUCGUACGCAAUAUGAAUGGGCAAUUAAGCUUGAAGUCUGAAGAAGGCAAGGGAAGCUGCUUCAAGAUCAGGCUUUCAUUUCCUCUUCCGGAUGAAGCCAGUAGUCAAAAGCAGAACUCAUGUGUUACGUCAAACGAGCAUCUGCAGGAUGAAAGAAAACAAGACACAAAGCAAGACACUUCAUCCUCACGUGGUGUAACAAACCAGGAGAAAGGGGGCAUUCAAUGUGAAUGUGGUCAAAAAUCAGAAUUUGAAUCAAUGGAACCCAUCAUGAACGUCGAUGUAAGCCUGAAAACUGGCGGAUCAAGAAACCUCUCCAUUUCUGGCCAACAGCUUGACCAGAGCAACCAACCAGAUAAACCAACUGCUUCACUUCCAAUUCAAGAUUCCAAGCAAUCAUCAGAAACAUCCAAAUAUAUUAUCAGAGAAAACUCCUCGGUCUCACCAACCACAAGAUCCCCGACCAACCAGCCCCAAACCCGCCAACCAAGCGCCUCGCCUACAAUGGACUGGAAUCUCCACGUCCUCGUCGCAGAAGAUGACCCGAUCAAUAGCAGUAUUGUCCAAAAGCGCCUUGAAAAAUUUGGCCACACGGUGCACAUGACAAGCAACGGGAAGGAAUGCGCAUCCGCCUACAAAGCGAAUCCCACUCGUUUCGACGCAGUGUUAAUGGACCUACAAAUGCCUAUCGUAGACGGGCUCGGUGCAACGCAGAUGAUACGAGAAUACGAGCAGCAAGAGCUGGCUAAUGAGACCACGCCUGCGCCUCGCAUUCCCAUUUUCGCUGUCUCUGCUUCCUUGCUCGAGGUGAAUCGGACGAUGUAUAUGAAUUCGGGCUUUGAUGGGUGGGUUAUGAAGCCGAUUGAUUUCCAAAGGGUGGAUCGGCUGCUUGGGGGUGUUAGACUUGAGUGGGUGCGGGAGGAGGUUGUUUAUAGGCCUGGUGAAUGGGAAGCUGGAGGGUGGUUUGAGGCAUAG
This is a messenger RNA of Penicillium robsamsonii, 3822 nucleotides long. Its product is annotated as hybrid sensor histidine kinase/response regulator. Bases 1 to 3822 code for a protein of 1273 amino acids. Gene Ontology annotation, biological process: protein autophosphorylation; phosphorelay signal transduction system. The transcript has 2 exons. The record is from RefSeq and is a predicted model, not a curated record. Gene Ontology annotation, molecular function: histidine phosphotransfer kinase activity; phosphorelay sensor kinase activity. NCBI's taxonomy places the organism in Eukaryota, Fungi, Ascomycota, Eurotiomycetes, Eurotiales, Aspergillaceae.